ACCUCUGAGUUGGCUGGUCACAUAUCCUGUCCCGGAUCAGGACCAUGGAUCAGUAGCCAUCACUUUUCCUUCCCGAAUCGGAACCUGGACUGAACCGGGAGGGACAGAGACUCCACCACCACACAGAACACAACCAGUGGACUGAAAAACCUCAGUCCUGGUGGCCAUCAGAGAGACAGAGGCUGCAGUCAGUGAUCCAGUCUGCAGCCCAGACCCUUCUCUUCACAGUCUCAGUGCAGGGAUGAAGCAGGGCCUAGAGCUGAUAGAGAUAGACCCUCCUAUUCCUAUGAUACAAACACCACAGUAUCCAUGAUGAACAGAGCAGGUCGCACUGGGCUUCAGCCUUCACAGAGAGUAGUGGGAGACCCCCCUGGUGGGAGUCUAACAGGAAGUCUGUCUUCUCCCUCAGGGUCUCGUCUAAUGCCUGGUGACUGGGUUCAUAGAAGGCCUGGACCUGGGUCUAGCCUUCCUCAGUUACCUCAUGGUUACCCCACCAAUACAGAUGGGUCAGGAUGGGCUUUCACCGCGCGAGGUGCCUAGCCUAUAACACAGCACACAAUCCCAACAACGGCUAGAGGUCAAGGAGGGAGUUCAAAGACUAACCACCUGAGGCUGGUGGCUCCUGCUUCUACCUCCUCUAGUGUCAUUGGGUCACAACGUGGGAGGGCGAGUGUUAGGACGGAUGGCGACAAGUUGUACUCUUGCCCUACGUGUGGGAACCGGUUCGCCAACGCAAACUAUUUGAAGGAACACCAGACCGUUCAUACCAAGGAAAGGCCAUUUAAGUCCAAACUAUGUUACAAGCUUUUCCUUCCUGAGUAGCCUUAGACAUAGGAGUGUCCACAACAGGGAGAUAUACAAGUUGUCUGUUUCUCUCUUUUAAAAGGUUUGUAAUCAGGUCACCCCUCAAGUGAGUAGGCCUGAAGAGAGAGAUCCAGAGAGGAUGAGUUUUAAUAAGGUUGGAUUUCUUGCGUUUAUGGCCAUGGUGUUCAACUGCACCGAUGGAGCAGAAAUCACAUUAGAUAGAUGUGAUAGUCGCAACAGCAGAUAAAUAUUUGUGUGUGAGAGAUUUUAGUGCUGUAGAUCUAUGGGGAGUUUUGAGAGAUGGGGUUCGAUCCUCCCAGGCCUGGUGUAGGAUCGUUCAGGGCCAAAGUAGUGGGAUGGGGUGGUGGUUUUGGGGGAUAGUAUAUAGGUCCCGGGGUUGGUCCAUUACUAUUUCACUGUUUUUUUUUGUGACCAAAAUGUGCAAUCCGCAUUCCGACCUGUGAAAGGCAGCAAUGGGCAACACAUCGUCUCGUCUGCCGGAAAUUAACAAAGUAGUAAACGGAAGUGAACCGUGACCAAUAACAGUUACAACGUUUGCGUUUUUAUUUAGACGUAAAUUAAAACCCUGGAACUCCAAAUAUCACAUACUUCCUCUAUGUAGCGUUUAAUUCGCGUUGGAGACCAGACUUAGUUGAUGGAUGUUAUCUAGGUAAUGCUAACUAGCGUUGGAGACAAGACUUGGUUGAUGGAUGUUAUCUAGGUAAUGCUAACUAGCUAGCCGCUAAGAAUGGCUAACUGUAACGUAAUGGUUUCUCACACUCAAAUAGCCUCCAUAAUGGAGGUGCUAGCGAAUACAGCCGUGGAAGAGAUCUGUAAACUCGUAGACGACGACUAUGCAGUGUUUCGUUUGGAAAUUUCUCAAAGACAGAAAGAAAACAGGGGAUUGCGAAGGAAACUACAGCUACUGGAACUGAAGGUAUCACGGGAGCGCGCACUCGCCAGUAGUGUCAAGAUCCUCGACCGAUACAGAGGAAUGGCAAGAGGUGAAGGACAUCUCACUGGAGGCCACAGAGGUUUUGUGAAGCCAGCGGGACACAAUACAUGGAGAGAUGACCAACCAAUCACGGUUGUUGAGGGAAGUGGAACCUCAUCCCAGCAUGUUAUGGUGAUAGAGUCUGCAGAUGCAGAGGCUGCAGGUCCUGGGGUCAAGCAGGAGAAGUCUGCAGGAGAGGAGGACCCAAGGUACUGCAGAGAUAUCCAGACUGGAGUGCCCCCUGUAUCCACAGAAGACCCCGUCACCACCCCAGCACUGCCCAGAACUCGACACAGCAUCACAGAGGAGGAGGGUCCAGAGGUGCUGCUGGUGAAGGAGGAGGGGUGUGAGGACAGUCUGGGGAACCCUGAGGGGCCCAUGGACAUGGAGGACAACCAGACUACACCUCCUCCUGAACUCACAGAGAAACCAGCUGAGCAGCACAGGACCACACACAGUCUCAAUGAGUCAGUAGACAUGGAGGAUGGGAAGCCUGAUCUGCUGCUGGUCAAAGAGGAGACGAUAGAAGACGAACCAGAGAGCAUUGACCUGCUGAGUGGAAUAAAGAUGGGGGAGCAAGGUGGUUGGCUAGAGGCUAAUAGAGGAGACUGGGCAACCAUCUUGGAUUCCCAGACGGAUGCAGCCAAGGCACCAGGGGACAUCAUCACUGAGCAGGCCACAACCAGAGGUGACUUGGUGGAGUCUGCAGUCCAUGAGGACCUGCUGAUGUCCGGUGUUGCUGGAAGGAGAGACUGGAUAUCUGAGGUGGCUGGUCACAAACCCUGGCCGCGGAUCAGGACACUGGAUCAGGAGCCGUCACGGUUUCUUCUUGAAUCAGAACCAGGUCCCAACCGCGAGGGACAGAGACUCCACCAUCACACAGAACACAACCAGUGGACAGGUGGACUGAACAACCUCAAUCCUGGUGGUCAUCAGAGAGACAGAGGCUCCAGUCAGCAGCCCAGACCCUUCUCGUCACAGUCUCAGUGCAGGGAUGGAGCAGGACCUGGGCCUGAUAGAGAUGGACCCUCCUGUUCCUAUGAAACAAACACCACUGUAUCCAUGAUGAACAGAGCAGGCUACCCUGGGCUUCAGCCUUCACAGAGAGUGGUGGGAGACCCCCCUGGUGGUAGUCUAUCAGCAAGUCUGUCUUCUCCUUCAGGGUCUCGUCUAAUGCCUGGUGACUGGGUUCAUAGACAACCUGGACCUGGGUCUAGCCUUCCUGGUGAUGGUUACCCCACAAAUACAGACAGGGUCAGGAUGGGUGUACCUCACAAGAGGUACCUAGCCUAUAACAUGGCAAACAAUCCCAACAACACCCAAACAAUGGCUAGAGGUCACGGAGGGAGCUCAAAGACUAACCACCUGAGGACGGUGGCUCCUGCUUCUAUCUCCUCUGGUGUCAUUGGGUCACAAGGUGAGAGGCCGAGCAUUAGUACCGAUGCUGACAAGCCCUACUCCUGCCCCACGUGUGGGAAGUGCUUCGCUAGGGCAAACUAUUUGAAGGAGCACCAGACCGUUCACACCAAGGAGAAGCCCUUCAAGUGCAAACUAUGUUACAAGAGCUUCUCCUUCCUGACUAACCUUACCAGACAUAAGAGUGUCCACAACGGAAAAAAUUUGUAGCAGUGUGGUUUGAGAUGUACACAGGGGAUGUCUGGGAAUUAUUCUUCACCUGACAUAUUAUAGUUAUCAUGUGAAGUGUCUUGGGAUAAGAAGGUAAUUAACCACAUACCCCUCAUUAACCCUUUAUUAACAUGUCAUGUUCUGGAGCAACGUGUUGAAGGUGCCUGAAGGAAACGUGAAGUCAACUCUGAAAGACUAGCAGGAAGUGUUAGUUGCAUGCAUGAGAGGACCAAUGGGCAUGCUCGGGAGGAGAUCGCUGAUGUCACUCGCUCUCGGAGCUGGAGCUGCGGGGUCUUUCCCUCUGCCGAGGGGGAGACGAGGGCCAGCUGAGGGGGACCUAUUGGAUUGGUGCUCACCCCUGCCCCUCCGUGUCCAGCGUCUCUGUUCUUAGGGGGACGGUCCAGCCUCUUGGGGUUCUUCUUGGAACAGGACAUAUCCAGGCUGUUUCACAUCCGGCCGUGAUUGGGAGUCCCAUAGGGCGACGCACAAUUGGUCCAGCGUUGGCUGGGAUAGGCCGUCAUUGUAAAUAAUAAUUUGUUCUUAACUGACUUGCCUAGUUCAAUAAAUUAUAAUAAUUU
This is a messenger RNA of Oncorhynchus mykiss (rainbow trout), 4002 nucleotides long. RefSeq lists its product as uncharacterized. Gene Ontology annotation, biological process: regulation of gene expression. Gene Ontology annotation, cellular component: nucleus. The record is from RefSeq and is a predicted model, not a curated record. NCBI's taxonomy places the organism in Eukaryota, Metazoa, Chordata, Actinopteri, Salmoniformes, Salmonidae.